AUGCCUGCUGAGCGUGCUUUACAAGCUCUUCACGAAGAUUUUCUCGCUCGCAUAUCGAGGACACUGGAGGAAGCCCAACCUGCAGAACAAGCUGGAUUUUGCAAGGGACUUCGAGAAUUACCGAGGAAGCGGUUGAAAGCGUCGAGACAAUGCCAUACUGUCAGCGCCCAUCGACACAUCAUGUGUAAGGACAUUGGCCGACCGCUACAAGAACUGCUCUCUAACCGUGCAGCUUUUCCAUCGUCCCCUUAA
This is a messenger RNA of Strongylus vulgaris, 252 nucleotides long. NCBI's taxonomy places the organism in Eukaryota, Metazoa, Nematoda, Chromadorea, Rhabditida, Strongylidae. The record is from the annotation of a GenBank genome assembly.